AUGCCGUUCAACCAGCUUCAGCGCCGGGACUCCUGGCCUCCUACGGUCCUCCGUCUACAUGACGAAGACCAUGACGAUGAAGACUUUGAUCUCUCCGACAUGGAUGAAAACCCCUUCUCCUUCUUCCUGACGUCGCCUGAAGACCUCGAUGAUUCAGACGAGGAUCUCUCCGCCGGCAUCGAGACAUCAUCCUCUUUCAAGCCCACAAUCCGAGAAGUCUCUCCCUCAUCCCUUCAGCGGGUCCCUUUACCAGAAUCUUCCUCCGACGAGGACGAUGAUCCUGCGCUCGAGAUGCCUUUGACCCUCAGGACCUUCACGCUCCUCCAUACGAGCGGGAGGAAGUCGCGCACAGGACAUCAUAAAUCUUUAGGAACAGGGUUAGGCAUAUCUAUUCCGGAGAAUGUAGCCCUGAGGGGUAGAUCGAGGGUUAAACUCUCUCCUACCAGAAGUGGACAUGGAAGGGGAUCAGGGAGGACGAGGGCGAGGAGCUUGGGCGCGAGAAGGCCGCAGAGCUGGAGGUUGCCCAGCCCGGAUAUUUGGUCUAUUGAAGAAGAGAGGGAGGAUGAUGCUGGGAAUGAAGGGACUUCGAAUGGCGGGGAAGUGACCGAAUCUCCCCUGCCGACCAUUCAUGUUACAGAGCCAUCGCCAACUGAGGAACCAGCCAAAGAGCUGCCGAGUCCACCGAAGAAGAAGAAGAGAGUGCAUUGGUCAUUUUAA
This is a messenger RNA of Venustampulla echinocandica, 717 nucleotides long. RefSeq lists its product as uncharacterized. NCBI's taxonomy places the organism in Eukaryota, Fungi, Ascomycota, Leotiomycetes, Helotiales, Pleuroascaceae. Bases 1 to 717 code for a protein of 238 amino acids. The record is from RefSeq and is a predicted model, not a curated record. The transcript has a single exon.